AUGGGUCUCACCUUCUCGAAGUUGUUCGACCGGCUAUGGGGACGUAAGGAGAUGCGAAUCCUGAUGGUCGGUCUUGACGCCGCCGGAAAGACCACCAUCCUGUAUAAGCUGAAGUUGGGUGAAAUCGUCACCACCAUCCCCACAAUUGGUUUCAACGUCGAGACCGUCGAGUACAAGAACAUUCAGUUUACUGUGUGGGAUGUCGGUGGUCAGGACAAGAUCCGUCCCCUCUGGAGACAUUACUUCCAGAACACUCAGGGUAUCAUCUUUGUUGUCGACAGCAACGACCGUGACCGUAUUGUCGAGGCCCGCGAAGAGUUGCAGCGCAUGCUGAAUGAAGAUGAGCUCCGUGAUGCUCUUCUCCUUGUUUUCGCUAACAAGCAAGAUUUGCCGAACGCCAUGAGCCCCGCCGAGAUUACCCAGCAGCUUGGUCUGCAGAGCCUCACCCGCCGUGCUUGGUUCAUCCAAUCCACCUGCGCUACCACCGGUGACGGUCUCUACGAAGGUCUCGAGUGGCUCGCCGACGCUCUGCGGAAAACGAACCGUGACUAG
Molecule: messenger RNA, 552 nt
Organism: Aspergillus ruber CBS 135680
Lineage: Eukaryota; Fungi; Ascomycota; Eurotiomycetes; Eurotiales; Aspergillaceae
Gene: arfA
Product: putative ADP-ribosylation factor
Exons: 4
Coding region: 1-552 (183 amino acids)
Biological process (GO): vesicle-mediated transport; intracellular protein transport
Cellular component (GO): cytoplasm; plasma membrane
Molecular function (GO): GTPase activity; GTP binding
Source: RefSeq, a predicted model, not a curated record